This is a messenger RNA of Archocentrus centrarchus (flier cichlid), 1201 nucleotides long. RefSeq lists its product as uncharacterized. The record is from RefSeq and is a predicted model, not a curated record. Bases 220 to 828 code for a protein of 202 amino acids. The transcript has 4 exons. Lineage: Eukaryota; Metazoa; Chordata; Actinopteri; Cichliformes; Cichlidae.
UGUGGACGCACACAGAUUUGAAAGCAGAAAACCGGACUUAACAGAGAAAGUUGAUGACCGCCGCCGUGACACCCGUUAUCUCCAACUGAGGGUUUCGGUUUUGUCGAGCCAUCUAACCCAAAGAAAGUUUGGAUUUCCUUCGUAGCAUACCCCUCAGAGGUAAACACCGCUUUAGAGGAAGGUAACACUGUACUCCUCAUCACUCAUCCAGUACCAGCAAUGGACAAGAAGUCUUGUCCUGAGGGAAAAAAGUGGGACCACUUGGUCCACACGUGUGUGUCCAGCAAGUCACUAAUGGGACCUAACACUGAUCCACCAAAAGGUCUCCCCCUGACUGCUGUGAACCAGCUCGAAGCCAUAAACACCACUGCCAAGCCCAACUCACUGGUGGUGCUGAGUCCGACUCUGUGGAUUUUUGUGGUCCUGGUCGUAGUGGGGUCCAUCUUGGCUCUAACUGUCUGGUUUAUCAUAUGGAAACGGCAGACCAGACGCAGCAGCACCUGCGAGAAUGGCAUUCUAGGAGUGAAACUUCUUCAGAACGCUGCACCACCUGCCAAAUUACACCCACUGCCCCCAGAAAAAAAUGGCCAAGCUGAGAUAUUUCAGAGUGUGGCAGAGGCCCCUUCACUCUGCUUUCACGUGACCCCGGGGAGCCAAACAGGCUCAAAGUGGGAAGACGACUUCACCGCUACCAGGGACCUCCCGAUGAGCGCUGGAGCAGAGGCGGGCGGAGGUUCGCCUGCAUGCAGCACAAUGGCAGAACACAGAAUCCCGCUUCCUGCCACAGAGCUGGGUGGCACUGCGUUAGUUACAACUAAAACCAUGUAGGGUGUAUGGUUGUACUUUUUAAGCAUGUUGUGGGGGAAUACAUUUGUUUACUUAGUCACAUUGUGGCCACAAAAAAGCAAGUCCUCACAACGUCAUUAACCUUUAGAGUGAUGACUUGGCUUCAGGUUAGGGUAAGAGUUUCAUGAAAUGUCAGGUUGAAGCAAUAUUCUCGAAAGAGAUGAAAACACAAGUGUGCAUCCUUAAAAACCUAUAUUCCCUGCAUUUAUUCUGCACGUUGUACUCAGCAUACUGAGAUUUCUUUGUUUCUGCCAUGUUUUUAUGGUUUUUUUAAAUGGCAUUGCAAUUUUCUGCAGCUGUUUUAUUUCUCUGCACUGCUUAUGUGUAAAAAUACCACGUGACUGUGUGUAUUUUG